Messenger RNA from Knipowitschia caucasica, 534 nucleotides. The record is from the annotation of a GenBank genome assembly. Lineage: Eukaryota; Metazoa; Chordata; Actinopteri; Gobiiformes; Gobiidae.
AUGGAUAAACAACAACACUUUGCUAUGGCCUCCAAUGACCCUGACCUUUCUGACCCGCCUGGUGACCCCCAGCCAGGUGACCUCAUUGAGAUCUUCAGACCAGCCUAUCAGCACUGGGCUCUCUAUCUGGGAGAUGGAUACAUCAUCAACUUGACUCCUGUUGAUGAGAGCCAGGCCGCUGCCAUGUCCAGUGUGAAGUCUGUCUUCAGCAGGAAAGCAGUGGUCCGCAUGCAGCUGCUUAAAGAGGUGGUUGGAAGCGAUUCAUAUCGGGUCAACAAUAAAUACGACCACAAUCACACUCCUUUGCCUGUAUCCGAAAUCAUCGAGAGAGCGCAGGUGCUGAUCGAUCAGGAGGUGUCCUAUGACCUGCUGGGAAGUAACUGCGAGCACUUUGUUACUCUUCUGCGAUACGGGGAAGGGGUCUCUGAACAGGCUACACGGGCCAUUGGGGCCAUCAGUUUGGUGACAGCCGCAGCCAGUGCCUUCUCAGUCCUGGGACUGAUCAACACACGAUCCAGGAACAGGCCUUUCUGA